Messenger RNA from Notolabrus celidotus (New Zealand spotty), 1893 nucleotides. It is a transcript of the gene il17d, whose product is annotated as interleukin 17d. NCBI's taxonomy places the organism in Eukaryota, Metazoa, Chordata, Actinopteri, Labriformes, Labridae. The record is from RefSeq and is a predicted model, not a curated record. Gene Ontology annotation, cellular component: extracellular region. Gene Ontology annotation, biological process: inflammatory response. Bases 506 to 1156 code for a protein of 216 amino acids. The transcript has 2 exons. Gene Ontology annotation, molecular function: cytokine activity.
ACUGUAUCUGUCACUGCCUCAGCUUGAUUCAGACCUGAUACAGACCUGAUUCAGACCCGCUCCUGGUGCUGCUGCGUCCUGCGCGCACAAACGUUCCCAGCAGACUUUACGCGCACGUCACGGAGGAAAAGCAGCAGGGAAAUACUCGUGGUGGUAUUUCUCGGUUCAAAGGGAACACAGCAGGUGUUUUAGACUCCCACCUGGAUAAUACUUUUAAAUGUGAUGUGAUUAUUCCUCCUGGAGACGCCGUGGGUUCAUUGUGCCAGAAUGUUUCCGCAGUGUGUUUGGCGGCGCGCCUGUGCCUCGGUGUCCGCGCCAGGACUGUGGACUGUUUGCUUGCAGCUGAUUUUCCUCCUCCUCCAAGGCUUCACUGGAUUUUAACAGAGGAAAGUUAUCUUCAAGCUGAGAGAGGAGGUUUCUCUUUAAGGAAGGUCAUCUUUAAGAGAGAGGAGGGAGAGAACUCAGAGUGGAUCUUUCUCACUGGACUCAUUGAGGCGCAUGUGCCAUGGGUGCCAUGGUGCCACACCGCCUCCGCGUCCUGCUGCUCCUCCUGCACCUGGUCCUGCUCCUGCUGGGCUGGACUGUCGGGGCUGUGCGGGUACGGAAGAAAGCCACCAGGACCCGGUCCUGCUUGGACCUGCCGGAAGAGAUCCUGGAGCAGAUGUUCGGGAGGCUUUCAGUGGGAGUGAUGAGCGCUUUUCAUCACGCGCUGCAGCUGGAGCCGCAGGAUAAACUCAACCUCACGUGCCCGACCACCGCGAGGUCCCCAAACAGCAGCAAGACCCGCCUCCCUGUGAACCUGCUCAGCGUCUCCCCCUGGGCCUACAGGCUCUCCUACAACCCGUCCAGGUACCCCCGCUACAUCCCUGAAGCGUACUGUCUGUGUAAAGGCUGCCUGAUGGGACCCUACGGUGAGGAGAGCGAGCAGUACCGCAGCACUCCGGUCUACGCUCCCUCCGUCAUCCUGAAGAGGACCGGCUCCUGCCUCGGAGGACGACACUCCUACACGGAGAUCUACGUCUCCAUCGCGGUGGGAUGCACGUGUGUGCCGCUGCUGGAGAAGGAGAGGGACGGACACAAGAGCAACCAGAGCAUGGAGAGAGCAGAGAACAAAACAGGACGAAGACGACUCGUUCCUGUGAGGAAGAAAGUCUGAUGAGAGCUGACUGUGGAGCUCCAGAGAAGGUAUCCUGCACCAGAGACUCAUUUGUUGGAUUCUGUGUGUUCCCAAAGAAAUACAACAACAGAGGAGUUCAGAGCUUCUGCAUAAACCUAAAGAAAGACAUCCUGACUUCAGAGCACAGCAAACUCAAUCUACAACAGACUGACACUCUUAAAUGUGGACUAAAUAAUCUUUUUGAAGGGAUAAAUAACAAAACAAAUAAAGGUAGAAUGUGUCCAUCUUUCUUUGGUGGACAAACCUUCACACAUUAAAGCAACACAGAUCAACCAGCUGAUUCAAAAUCUACCAAAUCCAUCCAAUCCCAAGCCGAUCAACACUGCCACCUGCUGGAGAAUAAGGUACUCUGUCCUUCUGUUACACCUCCACAGCUUCUUCUCAUCACAGGUUUUUAUCAACCAUGUUUGUACUAGAACACAUCACCGCUCCCCGCAAAAAAUUAUCUCUCAUCUCAAAACUCAUUUUCAGGAAACAAGAAGUUGUUUCUGAACGGGUCUGGUUGUUCUAAAGAAAUCUGAUGUGAUGAAAGUCAUCAGGUUGGAUCAAAUCUUGAAAAGGGGUUUAAAUCAGAUAAUCCAGUCUUGGUUUGUACCCAAAUAAAACCUCCAGUUAGUGUUGGUCAAAGCAGGGAGCAGCUGGAUUCAGGAGGAAUCGCAGGAGAGUAAACUGUUGAAGCACGACAACACUUAUCAAAAUAAAUCUCUUACAUAUUG